AUGCAGGGUUCAAUCAACGACGACUUCUACACGAGCGAGGCCUUUCGAGCAAUCUCAUACGUUCUGAUCGCAUACUUUGCAUGCUCGUGGCUAUGGGAAACCAUUUACGUCUUGUACAGACAUCCUCUUCGCAAUUUUCCGGGCCCAAAAUUGCGCCUCAUAUACCCAACAGCGUUCGCACUGCUUGACGGCGUCACUGGCAACCAUACUUGGCAGAUACUCGACUGGCAUGAGCUCUACGGCGAAGUGAUACGCUCAGGUCCCAACUCGUUGUCAUUUACGUGUCCCGCCGCAUGGCAAGACAUCUAUGGUCGACGUGGUGCCCAUGAGCUUCGCAAGUCUCGCCCUACAGGUAUCAAGCUCGGUCCUCCCGAUAUCCUCGAAGCCGGCCAUGAAGCUCAUGCAAGGUAUCGGCGACUGAUGGGACCCGCAUUCUCUCACAAGGCCGUCUUGCGGCAGCAACCUAUUCUGGACAAGUACACUUACCUGCUUCUCAAUCUGAUAGAGCAGAAGUCCUUAGGCUCAUCGCCUGUUGACUUCGUUGAGCUGUUCAACUACACCACCUUCGACAUCAUUGGCGACCUGGCGUUCGGUGCUUCGCUAGGGGGCUUAGCGAAAGGCGACACUAAUCCUUGGAUCGACAACAUCAAGAGAACGAUCAAGGUGUUUCCACGUCUAGCAUUGCUGCUCCGAAUGCCCAAAGCGACAUGGGUUCUCCAACGCCUCUUCUUCUCCAGGCUGCGAGAGCAGCAACGGCAGCAUCGACGGUACGUCGAGAACUUGCUCAAUCAUCGGCUGAGCAGCGCAAGGGAGUCAAGUAAUAUCGAUUUUGUGGAUCACUUCAUGCAAGCCAAGCCAGACCAGAAAGGACAUACUGACACAUUGACCCGAUCGGAGCUUGUGCGCAACCUCGAUACGCUCAUGGUGGCCGGAUCAGAGACCGUUGCCACGUCACUGUCUGGUGUGACCUACCUCUUGCUAACUCAGCUGAGCUGCCUGAAGCAGUGUGUCAGUGAGAUCGAUGCGACGUUCGAGGACGAAACGCAAAUCGACGCAGCAGGUGUAAGCCAACUCUCUUAUCUCCGCGCGUGUCUGCGCGAGACGUUGAGGCUCUAUCCUCCAGUGCCCUGCACCCUCGGUCGUGUAACUGGCAACGACCAGCCUAUGGGCAUUGCUGGCCAUCUCGUGCCUGCCCAGACACAUGUCGGUGUGCCACCUUUAGCAGCAUCCCGGGCAUCCUACAACUGGUGUCGACCACACGAAUUCCGACCUGAGCGCUGGCUACCCGGGGCUUUAAUUCCCAGCUCACCCUAUUAUCACGAUAGACGCGAUGCGUAUAAGCCGUUCGGCUACGGUCCGCGAGACUGUAUAGGAAGCAAUCUUGCGUGGCAGGAGUCGAGCCUCAUUCUCGCCCGUCUCUUGUGGAGGUUUGAUCUCGAGCUGCAUAGAGAGAGUCAAGAUUGGAUGGUCAAGCAGAGUGUCUUUGGAUUAUGGGACAAGCCUCCGCUGUGGGUGGAAGUUAGUCCACGCAAGCAGCGAGAGAAGAAGAACAAGAGUGGGAGCUGA
This is a messenger RNA of Cyphellophora europaea CBS 101466, 1566 nucleotides long. RefSeq lists its product as uncharacterized. The transcript has 2 exons. The record is from RefSeq and is a predicted model, not a curated record. Lineage: Eukaryota; Fungi; Ascomycota; Eurotiomycetes; Chaetothyriales; Cyphellophoraceae. The coding region runs from base 1 to 1566 and encodes 521 amino acids. Gene Ontology annotation, molecular function: monooxygenase activity; oxidoreductase activity, acting on paired donors, with incorporation or reduction of molecular oxygen; iron ion binding.